UAUUUAGAGCUCAUCACCUUCGGUUUGGCUUUAAGUGCUACAAAACCUCAGGAGGAAACUUCAGAUUGUAGUAGAACUACAGACUGCAAUAGGAAUACAGACAGUCAUAGAGAUACAGAUUGUAAAAGAAUUAAAUACAGGUUGUAAUAGACAAUAGACACUGUUAACUAGCCCUUAGUACAAGGUUUGGUCUGUCAAAGUCUUUUCUCUAACAGAGGACUUCAGCUCCCAGGCAGACUGAGUUCUACCCACUGAGGAUGAAGAGUGUGGUGCUGUUGCUGCUGGCUUUCUUCAGCUCCAGAGUGCAAGGAGAACGGAUAGAGAAGAUUGAGCAAUGUGAAGCCCGCUGUUCUCAGGGAUUGCCUUGUGAAGCCAACUACCAAUUGUCAUUUGAGAGGUGCAAGAACCUGUCAGGUGGGGUGAACAGGGAUGUCUUCAGCAACACCAGCAUUUCCACAGUGAUGAAGUGUGAGGAGAGACAGAGGUGUUCUCUUCAUCUCAGAGUCAGCACUGGUCUUCAGAUGAACAAGCACAUCCGUGGCAUCUACGUGUGCAUAGUUACUGCAGGAAUGAUGGAACGCUGCAGAGCCGUGAGAAUCUUGCGUUCAGCAAGAGAGAAAUUGGUGAACCAGCAGGUGAAUUUUCAGGAUGACUGCCUGGAAGUGCACUCAGGACAGGAUGUCCAUGUAACAAUUAAAACCUGGCCGCACAUCUGUGAUGUGGCUAUUUCCAGAUCAUACCGUGUUCCAGACUGCAGCAACAAGGAUAUACAAAGAAGUGUCCCUGAAUGCAUCACGGGGAAGAUUCAGUAUGAUGUAGACACUGAUAGGAAGGAGCUUUCUGUGAGUGUUUCCGAUAUGCUGGAGGAUAAAGACUACCAACUGAGGCUCUGCCACAAGGGUUUCAUCUGCACAGGCACUGGAGUUCAAGCAGUGCUGAAAAAGGAGAAUCCUGUGAAGAAAGUCACCCUGAAGUAUUCCCGACCUGUGCCCUGCUUGUGCAUUGAGGGCUGGUCUAUCAUGACUGAUGCACCUCGGGUUCGAGUCUGCCCUUUCGAAAACCGUGUUGAGGAGCUGUGGUCUGGGAUCACCUUUGACCCUAUUGAGGAGACACUAUCGUGGGAAGCAACGUGCCAUGUUAAUGCCGUCAUUAGGUUGUGCGAGCUGCAAGAUGGAGACACGUGCCAAGACUUUGCAAAUUCAUCCCAGACGUACAUGAAAGGAAAAGUGACAUACUCAGCGGUGGAUCCUCAUCCCCGGCUUUGCAUGAAGUUCAUCACAGAGGCUGGAGUGUGGGUUAAGUGCCCAUUUUCAGAAGGGAACUUCCCAGCUUGGGAUCUAAAAGUGAGCACACAAGUGGGUCACUCAGAGCUGCUUGUGACAUCACAGGUCAAAACCAGCCUUGCUCUGAGCAAGUGUACCAAAACUGUGGCUGCUGAGUGUGAGGUCACACACACCACCUUAGUUAAAGUGGAGAAAUUUCAGACCGUACAGCUUGAUUUGUCCACAGAUCUCUGCAAAUCAAAUAACUGCAUCAGGGCAAAGCGGGCAGAUGUGAAAUACGGAGUGACUACUCUCUACUGCCAGCCCCCAUGCUCGUUCUCGGCCUCCACGUCCACAAGCAGUGAGAGUGAAUGGCAGCUAACGCAUGUAGUGGUGCCAGUGGUGGCCCUGACCACAGCUUUAUUGGUGGUUGCUAUGGUGACAGGCAUUGCAAUGAUAGUUUACCAGAUUACAAGGAUAACAAAAGCUCGGGGUAUUGGUCGCUUGCCAAGACCUCACACAGGUUCUUUCUUAUCCAUGACUGAAGCGCCGAACUCCAAAACUCAACUCGCGUGCAAAUCCGUCUUUUUUGACAUAUGCAGCUCAGGAACAUCUCAGUUUAAACACUGUGUGAAGUCCAAUCUGCUGAACGACUCUACAAACCUCUUAGUGUAAUUCUGAGAUGGGAUAUGUUGUGUUUGUAUUUUGCUUUGUUUGUCAUAGAUUUUGUAUUUAUAUUUGGUAGGCCUACUGGAAAUAGAAAUGCACUGAAUUUAUUAGAUUCUGAUAUGUUCAUCAUUUCCACAUGAAUGAAAUGCAUGACACUAACACAAUGCCAAGAGUAAGUAAACUGAAAAAAAAAAAAAACAAGAUUGUUUUAA
This is a messenger RNA of Colossoma macropomum (tambaqui), 2143 nucleotides long. RefSeq names its product putative interleukin-17 receptor E-like. The transcript has 18 exons. The record is from RefSeq and is a predicted model, not a curated record. Lineage: Eukaryota; Metazoa; Chordata; Actinopteri; Characiformes; Serrasalmidae. The coding region runs from base 258 to 1937 and encodes 559 amino acids. Gene Ontology annotation, molecular function: interleukin-17 receptor activity.